UGUCUGUCGGUCUCUGGAGCGUUCAAAUGUGAGUCGCCGGUGAAGGAAUGUAAGCAAUGUUAUUGUCGAGCUCGUGUCAUAAGAAAACAUUAUUAGUUUAACUCUUUCGUACGCAGGAAAUAAUGAGUUUCUUGGUAAUUAUUUCGUCUACAGAAGACUAAUAAAUGGUUCCAUGGAAACUGACUGUGAAAUCUGAGCAAUAUCCUCCCAGCCAGAUAACUUAAUAAUGUCCUCGGCUCACAACUUAAGCAUGGACUACUCCUCCAUUGAUGUUCGACUGAAAAUCAUCUGCCUGAGCUUCAUCUUCUACGCCUUCAUCUUCACCCUCUCUCAUAUCCUGUCUAAACUUCUGUGUCGCACCUACCGCUCAUUGUCAGCCAAAGAAAAGGUCUUCUGGGAUCUUGCUGUGACCCGGGCUGUGUUUGGCAUCCAAAGCAUGGUGGCAGGGCUUCGAGCGCUCAUGGAGGACUCUGCUGUCUUUUCUGAUAAGAUUCUGGGGCAAGAGGACUGGUCGUGGUUCAAUGUGCUGUCCGCUACUGGCUUUUUUUUGUUUGAAAAUGUGGCCCUUCAUGGGUCCAACGUGGUGUUCCGGUCCUUCGAUCUGCCGUUAGCUGCACACCACUUCUUUGCCCUUUCAGGGUUUGUUGGGGCGGUUGUGUGGGACUGGCUGGGUCAUUUCUUGCCUAUGGUAACCCUGCUGAUGGAGAUGAGCACACCCUUCACAUGCAUCUCCUGGAUGCUGCUUAAGGUGGGCUGGUCCAGGACUCUGUUCUGGAAAGCAAACCAGUGGAUAAUGAUUCACAUGUUCCACUGCCGGAUGGUUCUGUCCUACUACAUGUGGUGGGUGUGUUGGAAUCACUGGGAGGAGAUGAACACACACAUCCCUCUGGUUCAGAGAUUUCUGUUCUUCAUAGGCCUCUUCCUGCUCACGUUCUUCCUCAACCCCAUUUGGACUCAUAAGAAAACCCUGCAGCUUCUCAAUCCUGUGGACUGGAACUUUGGCAACAUGCCCACACCAGAGAACGGACCAAUCCAAGACCAGGAACGACACAAACCCCACGCCAGCUGAUUACUGCCAAGAUCAAUGCCUUAUGGGAAAUACAGUCUGAGGAAGACUGCUGCUAUAAACAUCAGAUGGGAGCAGAGAGAUAUUAGGCAAUUUUGUGCAGUUGUGUUACUUUUAGUGUUUUUUUUUUUGUUUUUGUUUUUUGUAAAGUUUGUUUAAGAGCUUUAGGUUUAGCACUAACUACUACAAAUUACAACUACACCAACCACUACAAUGUGAGCACACAGAUUGCACGGUUGGUAAAAUUUCUAUAUUUAAAGGAUUAGUUCACCCGAAAAAUUAAAGUCUGUCAUCAGUAUAUCAACCAUUCCAAACCCGGAUGACUUGCUUUCUUCUGUGGCACUCUUUUUAUCCGAAAAAUGAAAGUCAAUGGAGUCCAAAACACCCUUUUUUUUAUGGACCAAAAAGCUGUUUUACAGAACAAAGAAAGUCAUACAGGUUUGUUACAACAUGAAGGUGAGUAAAUGAAUUCAAAUUUUAUGUGAACUAUUUAAAAAUCUUUAAAAAAAUAAUUACAAUUCUGAUGCAUGAAAUCCGUCCGUUUCAUGCAACUUGCUUUCAACUUCCUGUUUGAGUUGAGUUGGGCGUCCUGAAGAAUUAUUUUACUCUUCUGGUAAUUUGGGAGGGGCUGUUUGAGUCUCUUUUCUCUUUGUACAUUGGCAGUAGGUGGAGUACAGGAGAUCUUUGUCUUUUUUGAUCUGAUAGGCUCGUAUUUGUUACUCCCAGAAAUAAAUUGUCUUAUGAUGAAGAAAAUCGUGAUUGCAUCAUGACCAAACAUGAUCUGUCAUCACUUCACUAAACGUCACUCAGAGCUGUAGGCUGCGUUUAGUGAGCAUGUGUGGAUGUUUGACUGAACUCUUUGUGUUCUGCAUAAAAAGGGUUUGUUCUGACUUACUGAAUUAUCUUUGUAGGAAGGAAUGUGUGUGUACGUGCGUACCAGGGAUAGAUAAGGCAUGGAAACGAGUUGUUUUAU
Molecule: messenger RNA, 2039 nt
Organism: Pimephales promelas (fathead minnow)
Lineage: Eukaryota; Metazoa; Chordata; Actinopteri; Cypriniformes; Leuciscidae
Gene: cln8
Product: CLN8 transmembrane ER and ERGIC protein
Biological process (GO): phospholipid metabolic process; nervous system development; lipid homeostasis
Cellular component (GO): membrane; endoplasmic reticulum
Molecular function (GO): ceramide binding
Source: RefSeq, a predicted model, not a curated record